AAUGAGAAUUCACUGAUCCGAUCAACAAAUUAUUCGCCAGAUCUUUUGGGCUGUGCCAAACAUCGACAACGGACACAUCUCCCUCGACCAACCCUCGAAGCAUUAGCUUGCUUCACCUCCACCCUCCUCUGCUCCCAUCACGUCCUCCUCCACAAUGGCAUCCCAACCCUCUCAGCAAUUCGCAUUCCGUGCUCAAAAAUCCCUCGGCCUCGUUGGUGGCUCGCCCGAGUAUCUCCCCAUCUCCAACUUUCAAGGCCCAGAUGUUCCCGCGCGGAUGUAUCACUACAGUGCUGAUGGACGGCUGUACGCUUAUGCCUUGCCUGACGUGGUGCGGAUAUUCCAGGCAGAGGGCGCGCAGCUUCUCCAGGAGCUUCCUAUCUCACAAAUUCUGGACCUCAAGUUCUCGCCCCGCGGGACUUAUCUCUCCACAUGGGAACGCCCUGUCAAGCUUGAAGACGGCGCGCAGCACAAAAACCUUCGCGUGUUCUCUUGCUCAACUGGAGAAGAGCUGGUUUCCUUUAGUCAAAAGGGCCAAGAAGGCUGGGAUCUGCAAUACACGAUCUCUGAAUCGCAUGCCAUUCGUCUCGUUGGGCAGGAGAUCCAGGUCUUCCGACCUGCCGAAUGGUCCAGGGGAGUCGUGGACAAGCUGAAGGUUGAAGGAGCGAGCAGUGUCUCCUUGAGCCCGGGCUUGAAUCCUUCCGUCGCAGUGUUCAUCGCUGAGAAGAAGGGUCAACCAGCUAGCAUCAAAAUAUACGGAUUGCUCACGCUCAACAGCCCGCCUACAUGCCAGAAAACAUUCUUCAAGGCUGACCGCGGCACGAUCAAAUGGAACGAUUUGGGGACACAGGUGCUAUUGUUGACCCAGACGGAGGUGGAUAACUCGAACAAGAGUUACUACGGAGAAACGGGGUUGUAUCUGCUGAGCGCAGCUGGAAACUUCGAUUGCCGCGUGACGCUGGAUAAGCAGGGGCCCAUCCACGACUUUGUGUGGAAUCCGACCUCGAAAGAGUUCGGUGUCGUCUAUGGAUUUAUGCCGGCCAAGACCAUGCUCUUCGAUCAACGAGUCCGGUCCAUACAUGACUUCGGGACCUCGCCCACCAACUUUAUAUCCUUCAAUCAGCAAGGGCGUCUAAUCGCGCUGGCGGGUUUCGGUAACCUGGCGGGCAAGAUGGACAUCUGGGACCGGCGCACGCUGACUAAAGUGUGCACCAUCGAUGCCCCCAACACUUCGUAUUGCGACUGGUCGCCCGACGGCCGUUUCCUCAUGACAGCCACUUUAUCGCCCCGGCUUCGUGUCGACAACGGAAUCAAGAUCUACCAUUGCACGGGACCUCUGAUGCACGUGCAGCUCGUGGAGGAGCUCUACCAGGCGUCCUGGCGGCCGACCCCCGUCGACAAGGUCGCAGCGUUCCCAAUGAACCUGCCGCCAGCGCCGGCUGCCAGUGCCAGUGUGCAGCAGCACGCGGCCAUCGCCAAGCCGACGCCGACACGGCCGGCCGGGGCCUACCGGCCACCCGGUGCGCGUGGUCUGGCGACGCCGGCGAUCUUCAAGCGCGAAGACGAAGGCGGCGCGGCUCGGGUGCCGACGAAUGGGACCAACUCGCCUUCGCGCUCGUUCAACCGCAGCCCCGCUCCACCGGGCAACGGAUUCCAGAACGGGUCGUACAACUCGCCCGGCCAAAACGGCGCGGCGCGGCGCCACGUCCCGGGCGCAGCCUCGCCGCAGCAUUCGCCGAGCCCAGGUCCGGAGGGGGAGACGAAGAAGAACAGGAAGCGUAAAGGCAAGAAGGAGGCUGUGGACGACCAGCAGCAGCAGCAGCCGGCGGCCGGCGCUGCAGCUGGGCAUGGCAGCAACGGGAACCAGAAACGGAAGGGCAAGGCUGCGGAGGAGGCGCCGCCUGCUGAGGUCGAGGCGAACGGCAAGCCCAACGGCAACGGAUCGCUGUUCAUCCCGCCGCCGGGGCUCGUCGUCGACGCUGACGUGCCACCGACACCAGGACUCGACAGUGCCCUGGAUCCCAUUGCCAAGAAGGCCCGCAAUCUGAACAAGAAGCUCAAGGCGAUUGAUGAGCUGAAGGAAAAGUCGAAGCGCGGCGAGCGGCUGGAGGCCACGCAGCUCAAGAAGAUCGAGGGCGAAGCAGAGAUACGGAAAGAGCUCGCUGCUCUCGGGUUAUAACCGGGGUAACCAGCAGCCUGUCGGUCACGUAGCUUUGUUUUCUGCUCUUUGUUGUCUUAUAUUCACUCGUCCCGAUUCAUGGCAUUAUUUAGAGAACACGCUAGCAUUGGCGUGCGA
This is a messenger RNA of Mycena citricolor, 2293 nucleotides long. Lineage: Eukaryota; Fungi; Basidiomycota; Agaricomycetes; Agaricales; Mycenaceae. The record is from the annotation of a GenBank genome assembly.